Messenger RNA from Mesorhabditis spiculigera, 2331 nucleotides. NCBI's taxonomy places the organism in Eukaryota, Metazoa, Nematoda, Chromadorea, Rhabditida, Rhabditidae. The record is from the annotation of a GenBank genome assembly.
AUGGCUCUUUUCUCAGGACCGCCGGUCUCGAAGGAAGCUAUCUUCAGCAUAGACCGUGUCAAGUUAUACGCUGAGACGGUUGGUCUGGCUGGUACAAGCGGCGAAGAUAAGCUGACCCCUCAUGCAUAUAAAUUGCUAUCGGAGGAGCUAACCGAAAUAAUGAAGAAAAUCAUCAUCGACGCAAAGAAAUAUGCAACACAUGCGCGUCGACGGUGCGUUAGACUGGAAGAUAUCGAGCGAGCCUGCCGUGAUCGGAAUUUCCAGGCUCCUUUGGGCAAUGCUCUAUCCGAUACUCGCCAUCUGAAGCGUCAUAACUCGUCAUCGACUGGUCCCUUCUACGGGUGGGACGAUGCAGAAAUCGACAUCACGAGCUACCUAAAUCGUCCGCUCAUCAAAUUCCCGGCCCCAAUGCGGAUCCGGUGUCAUUGGCUUGCGUAUGAGGGAGUUGUGCAGCCGGUGCCAGAGAAUAUUGUCCCUUACAGGGAAGAUGCCGCCGAAACGGAGGAUGAAGAAGCCGCGGCGGGAAAGCUGGUUGCUCGACGAGAUACCGCCAAAAUUAUCCCGAAGUCCAGCGCCACCUUCCAAUUUCGCGAUGUACAGCGAGGCAUCAAAUGCCAAGAGGUCGUUGCUGUGCGGCCAUUACCUCCGGCUAUGCUGUCAGUGGAGAAACAAGCUUACCUGAAAAGCGUGAUGGAAGCCUGCGUUGGAGCGCAUGACCCGCUCCGCGUAUCUGCCCUUCACUCGCUUGAAACGGAUACCGGACUGCAAGACGGAUUGCCGAUCUUGGCAAAUAUAAUCCAGAACGGGAUAAAAGCCAAUGUCGUUCAUCGCUGCCUGUCGCUGCUGAUUUACCUAGUCCGCGUCAUCCGUUCGCUGGCAAUGAACAAGAGCCUAUCGCUGGACCCUGUGCUUCAUCAAUUCCUUCCAUCGCUGCUGACUUGCUGCAUCAGCAGCUCACUUUGUGGCCGCCCGGAAUCGGACAACCAUUGGGCAUUACGAGACUUUGCCUCGAAGACGUUAGUGAUAGUUGUCAACUCACAUCUAAAGACUAUCCCUACCGUUCGGGACCGCGUGGUCCAGGUGUUGCGCAAGACUUUUAUUGAUAGCGAAAGCUCGGAUGCGAUGAUCUACGGGAGCGUAUUGCCUUUGUGUGAUUUGACGACUGCUACGGAGAAAGCCGAUCUUAUCGCCCGCUUUGAUGAGCUUAUGGAUAACUGCCGUCGGAUCUGCCCACCGGAAGUCCAACCGCACGAUCUCCAAACAUUAGAGGCUUCUAAACUUCUUGCUGUGCUUUCGGCUAUGGACGGAGAGUCUAAGCCCAGCAGCCUGGCGAGCACUUCUCAUGCUGCUGGCGCUCUCACCUACGACCGCGAUUGGGUGGCAUCUGUGGCGACGAACAUUCAACCGACCGGAGAUGGGCUUGAGCAACUCAGCCGCGAACUUGCCGCCGAUUGCGUCAAUAGCCGUCUAAUUCGUCUUAUCUCUAUGGCGAAACGCUUUGCCAUCCAUGCUCGACGCUCGACGUUGAUCCCCGAAGACAUAGCAUUGGCUCGAAGCUACUUCGGAGAGCAGCUCUUCUGGAAUUCGCCUGGCAAGAAGGGAGCCUCUUUUCUGACCUCUCCACAAAAAGAAGACCGCGCCAAUGAUGCCAACAAGAUGACGAACGCACAACUCAGCACACAAUCGCACUUGUUUGAUCGAGCUUUCUACGAGUUGCUGGUUCGGAACGUGAUGGGCGAUGAUGACGCUACGAGAGAGUUGGUCGAACUGAUGCCGCCCAUCCUCAGCUGUAUUUUGGCGAAAAAGCUAUCCGACGAUCCUACCAGCGAUGAGCACUGGGCCCUGCGACGGUUUAGCGCGCAGAUUGUCGCCAUAUUAUUCAAACAUUACGAUGUGGCCGAUUUUCACUCAAGAACGAUCAAGGCUUUGGCCGAGCCAUGGGAAGAAAAUGCGAAUGCGGCAUUGCCCACUCUAUAUGGCUCGUUGUAUACGUUGACGAGGCUGGGAAUUCGGGUCAUGUACGAACUAUGCUCACCUCAUCUCGCUUCUGUCUACGACCGUCUGAAGCCUCUGCUCGAGUCACCGAGCUAUCGGCCCGAAACUGACGAGGCUCAAGUCUUGCUGAAGAUGAUCUAUACAGUAUUUGCCGAAUGGGUAAUCGAGACUCGGCCGCCCAAGCUAUGUUCACUAGACGAUUUUGAGCAGCAUUUCGGCGAGCAGCUUGGCUACGAGAUUCACCGGCAUUCGUUGGAUCAGGCGGUUUUGUUGGGUGUUCAGACCCGGAACCUAAACAUGCAACGCGCCGCGACAAGCCGCGCCAACCGUGCCGCA